Molecule: messenger RNA, 2491 nt
Organism: Phoenix dactylifera (date palm)
Lineage: Eukaryota; Viridiplantae; Streptophyta; Magnoliopsida; Arecales; Arecaceae
Product: rhamnogalacturonan I rhamnosyltransferase 1-like
Cellular component (GO): cytoplasm; chloroplast
Source: RefSeq, a predicted model, not a curated record
CCUCUCCUUAACGGAAAAAGAGAGAGAAAGCGAGCGAGCCAGCUCCCGAUUUGAGAUACCUCUUCCUCUUCGCCCUCACCGACGACGGUCUUCUCCUCGCCGAUCGUACCUUCGGAAACCAGAACACCUCUCUCGCUCUCUCUCUCUCUCUCUCUCUCUCCCCCCCCCCCCCCCCUCUGCGCUCUUUAAGGGAGAGUCGUCGUCAUCGUCGCCUCCGACGCCGCUUAGCUCCCGCGGGCGAUCUCCUCCGCUCCCUCGGGCCCUGCGCUACUGCCGGACGAUGGGAAGGCGGUGGCACGGACGGCGACGGCGCCAGAUCUGAGGCCCUCGCCACUCAGGCGACCGAUCCAUGGUGGCGACGGGGCCGUCGCAGGCGGCCGGGGGGAUGCCUCUGCCGGGCCCCAGGACGAGGAUGCACGUGUGGUUCAUGAGGGCGUGCGCUGGCAUCGUGGUCUGGACAUGCCUUGUCCAGCUAUUCGCCGUCGGCCACCUCUGGCGCCGCCCUCGCCUCCCCUCCGCCCACGCCGGAGGCGGCGCCGGCUCCUCCUCCCCACCGGGGGCCUGGAAUCCCACCCGAGUCUUCGUCGGCCGCGUUGGCGGCGAUGCCGCGUUGCCCAACCUGUCUAUCCGGACGCAGGAACCGCCGCAUGCUCCCCCGCCCCAGCUGCCCUCCAGAAUUUAUAAGAGUAAUGGUGUUCUUAAAGUAUCUUGUAAUGGCGGUCUGAAUCAAAUGCGUGCAGCGAUCUGUGACAUGGUGACUGUUGCUCGCUUUUUGAAUCUAACAUUGGCCAUUCCAGAGCUUGACAAGAAAUCAUUCUGGGCUGAUCCUAGCAAUUUUGAAGACAUAUUUGAUGUGAGGCAUUUCAUCGACUCAUUAAGAGACCAAGUGCAUAUUGUUAAAAGGAUCCCAAAGAAGUUUGGUCCAAAUGCUUCAAAUAAUUCACUUGUGAUGCCUCCUGUGAGCUGGUCAAAUGAGAAAUAUUACUUGCAACAGAUCUUGCCACUUUUCAACAAAUUCAAGUUGAUACAUUUUAAUCGGACUGAUGCCCGUUUGGCAAACAAUGGUCUCCCAGUUGAGCUUCAGAAGCUCAGAUGUCGUGUGAAUUAUCAUGCACUAAGAUUCACUCCUCAAAUUGAGGCAUUGGGUAACAAAUUGGUUAAAAUUCUUCAAGGAAGAGGAGCUUUUGUGGCUUUACACUUGAGAUAUGAGAUGGACAUGCUGGCUUUCUCUGGCUGCACUCAUGGUUGCUCUGUGGAAGAAGCAGAAGAACUCAAGAGGAUGAGGUAUGCAUAUCCAUGGUGGCGAGAGAAAGAGAUUGACUCCGAGGGUAAGAGACUGCAAGGUUUGUGUCCUCUUACACCAGAGGAGACUGCACUGGUUUUGAAGGCUUUAGGCUUCAAGAACAACACUCAGAUCUACAUAGCUUCGGGUGAGAUAUAUGGCGGUGAUCGGCGGCUCACAGCAUUACGAGCUGCAUUUCCGAAACUCGUGAGAAAGGAGAUGCUACUUGACCCAGAGGAUCUGCAUCAAUUUCAGAAUCACUCUUCCCAGAUGGCUGCUUUGGAUUUCAUGGUUUCGAUAGCUAGUGAUGUUUUCAUUCCCACAUACGAUGGGAACAUGGGGAAGGUUGUUGAAGGCCACCGCAGGUACCUUGGGUUCAAGAAGAGUAUUUUGCUGGAUCGCAGAAAAUUAGUCAAACUAGUUGAUUUGCACGAAAAUAAGACUCUUUCCUGGGAUGCGUUUGUAUCUGCUGUUAGACAGGAUCAUGAGGGAAGAUCUGGGCAGCCAGCCUGCCGGAAAGUGGUAAUAGACAAGCCAAAGGAGGAAGAUUACUUCUAUGCAAACCCUCAUGAGUGCUUCGUUAAUGUAACAGAUUGUAACGGGCCUGGAAAUUCAAGUGCUGUUGGAUGAGGUCUCUGAGCAAUCAACUCAAGAAAUUUGUGAGAUCAAGGCCAUACAGCCUGCCAAGUUCCUUGGCCGUAUGGUCUCUCGAUGCCAGCAAAUCAGGCAUUCUGAGGAAUAUUCGUUGAAGAAUACCAGCACCAAUAAAAGCAAAUGCAAUUUUUCGGUGCUCUGCAGUUGCUGCUGGUGCUCCCCUACGUUAUUUGUUUGUCAUGCCAAUGCAACAUGGCUGAUGUAUUUGGUGUAAAAGUAAUUUUGCCGAUGGUGGGCAUUUAGAAUCCACGGAUGCGAGGACCUUGCCCUGGUCCCAUGGUGCAACUUUUUAAAUAUUCUUAGGUGUUUGAUAUUUGAGUUGAAGUCCUGUUGAAGGGAUGGUAGCGUCUUAGCUGCUUGGCAGCUGGUACUAAGUGGGGGAAUGUUUGAAGGUUGGAACGAAGAUACCACCUUUCUCAUUGUUUUGAUGUUCUUCAGUAUUCUCAAAAAGAAAGAGAAUAUGUACCAUCCAUAUCUCUGUUUAUUGGAUCUUUUUAAUAAAUGCUACCUCUCAGUCAGCUUCAAAAAAAAAGAUAUGUAACUUUUCUUGUUUAA